AUGGAAUUGAAGUCGUCUUCGCUUUUUUUUUCUCGAAAUGAACAUUUGUAUGAAAAUGUCAAAAGUCAAUUGAAAGCUCAACUCGCAAAUGUGACUAUUAAAACCUCCGAAAAAAUAAACAAAACAUUUACGAUAAGCACAGUUCGGUCCAUAACUGUGAGUAAAACACUUUUUAUUGCAUUAAAACCGCACGCAAUAUUUAUAAAGCUUCGUCGUGCUGCCCCAACUUUGUGUCUAAUGCUUUGUUCUGCUGCUUCACAAUUGCGAAAAAAUAUAAUAAAGAAAAAAAUAAACUCAUCCGCAAACGAUGAUGCUAUUUAUGGCAAAGACGAACAGAUUCAACUUUGUGUGGCUUUAAAAAGAUGUUUUGCAAUUCAAGUUUUAUUUUUAAGAAAUAAAAAUUCUUCAAAGAGCGCAAAUUGUCUUGGCAAACAACCAGACACGGACAAUAAAUUGGGACAUAGAAAAAAAUUAAUAUUGAGCUUAUGA
Messenger RNA from Clunio marinus, 489 nucleotides. Lineage: Eukaryota; Metazoa; Arthropoda; Insecta; Diptera; Chironomidae. The record is from the annotation of a GenBank genome assembly.